GCGGGCAUGGGGCCGGACCGUGCGGGAGUGCGAAAGUGGUUUCUCCUUUGAGCGCAGGGCGUGUAGAUGGCGGGAACCCGGCGCCGAGCUGGGGCGCCGGCGAGGAUGGCGGGGAAGGCUGGGCUAGGGAGCCCAGGGCGACCGCAGGGCCGGAGGCAGCAGGAGCCGGGGAAGCAGCGCUCGGCGUCACGGCUGGGGCCGCGCAGCAAAGAAAAGAAGAAAGUGAAUUGCAAGCCUAAGAACCAAGAUGAACAGGAAAUCCCUUUCCGGCUCCGAGAGAUCAUGAGGAGCCGCCAGGAGAUGAAAAACCCCAUCAGUAACAAGAAGAGGAAGAAAGAGGCCCAGGUGGCCUUCAGUAAGACAUUGGAGAAGGAAGCAAAGGGAGUGGAGCCGGACAUCGCUGUACCCAAGUUCGAGCAGAAGAAGUGGGAGUCCGACAGGGCCUAUGUGCAGCGCAUGGCGCAGGAGGCGCAGCACGUGCUGUUCCUCAGCAAGAACCAGGCCAGCCGGCAGCCUGAGGUGCAGGCGGCUCCCAAGAAGGGGAAGUCGGAGAGGAAGAAAGCGUUCCAGAAGCGACGGCUGGUUAAGGUCCAGCAGAGGAGGGAGGAAAAGGCAGCAGAAAGGCUGGAGCAGGAGCUACUCCGAGACACGGUGAAGUUUGGUGAGGUUGCCCUGCAGCCCCCAGAGCUGACUGCCAAGCCCAGGAUGAGCACAAACAGGGACCAGCCUGGCAAGAAGUCGCUGAUGCUGAAGAUGCUUUUAUGCCCUGGCGGUGUGUCCCAGCCUCUGACCUCCUCUCCGGCCAGACAGCGGAUCAUGGCGGAGGAGAGAGAGCGGGCUGUGAACGCCUACAGGGCGCUAAAGAAACUGCAGCAGCAGCGGCAGGGGGCUCAGUCACCACAGCCACCCCACCUCCGUUCUGGGAAGAGACCAAAGACUCAGCUGUGAUGGUGAGGGACCAGAGACGCUGCACCUGGGUUGGGGGUAGAUGGGCAGAUGGCCCGCAGUCAAGAGUCCUCUCCCUGGCACACAUCCUAGGACUCAAGUGGGGGAGAGGGCUCCUGUUUUUUCUCCCUAAAGACUGCUGUUUCGUGAGUGACCACCCGCCGGCCCCAUGUCUCACACAGGGCGUCGUCUGUCUCCUGAGCCUCCAGAGAUGGGGCCAGUGCCUGGGUGAGAUGCAGCCAGCAUCAUUCCCUUGAGCCUAGUGUCACAUACAGCUUUGUUCUGAAACAGAGGUCCAGGCUGAGACACAACCUAGGGCCACUUUACAGAGGGCCAAUCCCAUAAUCCUGUCCCUAGAUACCAGUUAGUUGUAGACACUGCCGAUUUCGGUUAACUAAAUCUAUAAGCGAGGCUCUGCUGGAUUCGACAGAGCAGUACAGCUAGAGCGGGAGCCAGGCAGCAGGUUGGUGUGGGGAACGGGCGGGGAUCGGCAUCUAGGCCACCUAGACCAGCUCACGGCACUGCUGUCACAGUCCUCGCAGGGCAGGUGGAGCCACCCCAGCUCAUGUUUGGGUGUGGAGACUGAGCCACCCACAUCGAGGUUUGGGGAGGCUGGGUCCUUAUGUCAUCGAGGUCUCUGGGGAGGACAGGGCAGGGCUCUCCAGCAGGUCUAGAGUGGCUUGACAGCAAGGACAGGAGCCUAGCCCAGGACUUUCUUGUGGUCAGAGGGGCCGUGUGAGUUCCUGCCAAGGGCAGGGCCCGGCGAGGUUUGAAUCUCCCACAGGUGCCAAAGGAGGGAGCACCUGGGUUUAUCAUCUUGCUCAGAUGUGGGAUACAAGCAAGAGAAUGGGGAUGGGGCUUACACACUGUUAGCAAUUGAACAUGGAAGGACAGGGGCAGGCCACUCAUAGCCCCGUUGGAGAAGGACAGCUGCCGGGCUCCCUCACUCUCUCCAGCUUGGGCUUCUCUAGCCAGCAAAGAUGGCCUGGACAGCUCAGUCAGCGCCAGGCCUCAGCACUGACAAUCCUAGAGAAUGAGUGGAGUUCUGUGGAAUCUGUUUUGCUCUUCCCCAAGUUUGCAUUUUAUGUAAUGAAGUUUAUUUUUUUGUUUUGUUUUUUUUGCGGUACGCGGGCCUCUCACUGUUGUGGCCUCUCCUGUUGCAAAGUUUAUUUUUGGAUUAAAAAAUUUAAGUUGUGGAAGCUCUACCUGGAAUCAGGGCUGGCACUCUUUCAGGGGUGUGUUUCUGCAUGGCGGGUGGCCCCGGCCCCUGCAUGGGAUGACCAGGCGCUGGUUGCCAUGCAGUAGCCAGGACUUGCCCCCAUCACAUGGCAGUUGGGGCAGGCAGCACAUCUCUGGUUCAAUGUUGGCAUCCUUCUGACAAUAGGGUCCCAAGACAGGCAGGGCAGCAAGAGCAAGGGGUGAGGUGGGGUCGCUGAGAAACACCGGUGUUUCUUGGAUACAGUGCAAGUACAGUAUGAAUGUGGCAAUGAGGAAACAGGUCGUGGUGAGGGAAGUUUGCCUUUGGUCACAUGAAAUGUGAAAAUUACAUUCCCUCAGGCCCUUGUCAGAGUGCCCCUAAAACUGGUCAACUUAGCUCAGGCUGGCUUUACCAUCAGAGAUGUCACCAGGCCCAAUCUCACCCAUCAGAGAUACUGACUAGGCCAGGGGUCACCCCUCGGAUAUGGACCCACAAGCUGGGUAUCACCCCUCAGAAAUGGAGCCCACACUCGGGUCAUCCCUAGAGACAGAACACAGGUAGGAUCAGCCAUCAAGACACUCAGCCCGGGUUAAAGGUGUUGACCUUAAGAAUGGCAUAAGGUCUUUAGCCAAAAUGAGUUUAUUCGGAAUCAGAAGAAUUUCAGUUUAGGACAAGCAAACUGGCAAGUUGGAGGAGACAAAUGGAAGGUCAGCUUUUAUUAGGUUUUAGGAGGAAAGGAGGAAAUUAGGAGGGCCCUGGUGGUUUUCUGUUGGCUGCAAUCAGUGGGUAGCUUGUCACUGGGCCAGACAGAGACCUUCCUUCCUGCUGGGUCUGUGAGCUGUGGUGAGAGAUGCAUGCUUGAGAGCCCUCCCAUCAUAGCUUCCCUGCCCCAUUCUGAUUGAGCUUUCCUUUGCUCAUUUCCACAUUCCCCCCUUUAGAUGAAGAUCUUUCCUUGAGAGCAUCACUGAUCAGUUUUAGUGGAAUUGUGUUUUGUCCCUCAGCACCAGGACCUUUCCUGGACGUCAUGUCUCACAUCAGAGGAAAAGGGCAUAGUGAUUGAAACCAAGUGAGCCCACAUUUGAGUAACAAAGAAGGAGGAACUCUCAGCCAUUUUCACUCUUAAAAUCGUGUCUUUCACUCUUAAAAUCGUGUCUUAUGAAGGUACAGGCAUGGGCAGUCAUCUCAAGGCAUUGAGCCAACAUCAUACUAUUCAUUGUGUCAUUUCUACAGGGGGUUGACAGGCAACAUGUACAAAGUUUAAAAAUGGGGAAUUCCCUGGUGGUCCAGUGGUUAGGGCUCUGUGCUUUCACUGCCAGAGGCCCAGGUUCAAUCCCUGGUUGGGGAACUAAGACCCCACAAGCCACGAGGUGUGGCCAAAACAAAAACAGAAACAAAACAAAACCAUAAAAAAUAUGCAAAGCAGAAUGAAAAAUAAUAUGACAUUUAGUUUGUAUGACGGUUCUGAACCAUGACCCUAGACCUGAAGGUAGCCAGCUGAACAAAUCAAAGGACCAGAGAGAGUCAGGUGAAAUUUGGGCUUGUGUCCUCAUUUUGUGUAAUUGAGUUUCUACUUCUCCAAAAGUGUUUAUCCAGGUAGUAUUUGCAAUCGUACAAAUGCCUCCUUGUUCAGCAAGUAGGAAAUCGAAGGCUAUGUGGUUGUCUAAAAGUAUUUUAGCCAGUGAGUCAAGUGAUAAUUGUCGGGCUGCAGAAUCAGCCAGCUCUCCUGAUAUUAGGGGGAGAUUUCCGAUCACGUUCUCAUUGGCGCUUACUCCAACCCAAGGGGGUUUUGAUGAGAACUGGCCAAAUGGCACAGACUCGUAGCACUUGACCAAUAACGUGGGAUCCCCAAUCACUAUGAAGUUCAAGAAGCGUUCCUCUCCAAUGGGAUCUUAGCCACAGGGGAGGCAGUGGCUUGUCUACGUGGAAAAGCUUCAGUCCACUGAGGAAACAUGCACAUCAUUACCAGGAAUUAUUUAUACCCAUGAGAUGGUGGGCAGCUCUGUGAAACCCACUUGCCAAACCUCGAAUGGUCCAUCAGGCAAUUUGGAGCGCCUGGGAGGGAGCAUUUGUGGACAGUUUUUCUGGAUUUUAUUUUGGGAAUGUGACACCAACCCUGGAUCCAACAGCUUCCCACAAAAUGCUGCAUGAUAUUUGAUAUCAUCGGGCUUCCCUGGUGGCGCAGUGGUUAAGAAUCCGCCUGCCAAUGCAGGGGACACGGGUUUGAGCCCUGGUCCGGGAAGAUCCCACAUGCCG
Delphinapterus leucas (beluga whale) is the source of this 4396-nucleotide messenger RNA. RefSeq names its product coiled-coil domain containing 137 (gene CCDC137). The record is from RefSeq and is a predicted model, not a curated record. Gene Ontology annotation, cellular component: nucleus. Lineage: Eukaryota; Metazoa; Chordata; Mammalia; Artiodactyla; Monodontidae.